CUGUAUUAUGAUGUGGUGUAAUUCUGAGUGUUUUUAAUAUAUAGAUAUAUAGAUGCAAGUCACAACACAAAACACCACCGUGAACAACUGAAGAGGCAUCCACUGUUCUAGCUUCUAGCAUCACCAAAGGUCUCGGCCCAGGAACCUGAAUAGCAAGUUUAGAUAUGGCUGCUAUUACUGCUAAUAUACGAUAUGCGCCAGAGGAUCCUUCACUUCCUAAACCAUGGAGAGGCCUGAUUGAUGGUAAGACGGGAUAUAUUUACUUUUGGAAUCCAGAGACCAAUGUUACUCAGUAUCAAAAGCCUGGAACAAUACAAGUAAAACCAGAUUCAUCGGAUAAAUGCGUAACAGUGGCUACAUGUUCAUCUGUUCAAGCUCAACAUUCCUCACAGGUACCAAAUCAGGAACUUACUACCAUUGAUGGCAAUGAUAGAAAUGGUAGAGGCAGCGAUGGUUGUGGUGAAAGAAGUGAUCAGAACCACAAGAGUGUUACUGGCUGGAUGUUUCGUGAAGGAACAGCAGUAGAAGUGUCUUUUCAGAAGGAAAAUUUUAAUGUUUGGCAUGUGGGAACUGUCAUGAAAGCAACUGUGAAUGAUAAAUGUUUAGUGAAAUAUCAGUGCCCAGGGGGUGAUAAUGAACAUAAAAUUCAAGAAUUUGCGUAUUCGCCGAAUAUUCGGCCUUCACCCCCAAGUUUGGAGGAUAAUGAUUACCUUCUGCUUGAGAAAGUGGAGGCAUACUUUGAAUGCUGUUGGUGGAGUGGAAAAAUUAGGAGACUUCUUGAAGAUAGGAGGUACAUUGUUGGCAUUGAACAUGCAAAGAAGGAGAUGACAUUUGAACACGCGAAUCUGAGGCCUUGCAUGGUUUGGACUGAUGGCAAAUGGAUAAAUGAAAAGUAUGACAAGAGACCUGGUGUGCUCACUAGGCAGUCUGAGAAUUCGGACAAACAGCAGAAAUGGGCUGAAGAACAUCAAGAUCAGAAUGGCUUUGUUUCUGCAGAGAAGAGGGAUAAUGGUGGGGUUCAUGUUGAAGAAAUUGUCGACAAAGAAUGUCUUACAAAAGAAGUUGAUGUGCCUGAUAAAGAAGCAAAAGGUGCAAGGUCUGCAAGAAAUUGUGAUCUCUCUGUGAAGAAAGAUGAGAAAAAACAGAGCAGUGAACAGGAAAUACAUACUGUUAAUUGCAUUAAGGGUUCAACUGAAGGGGACAACAGUUCUAAGAGAAAAAGGGGAAGACCAAAAGCGUUGCCUAAAAAGAAACAGAUAGGUUCGAUGAAAGAUCUCCUACAGGCUACAAGUGAGAUAAUCACAGGAGCUAAGAUGAAUAUGCAAGAUUCGUGUAUAGGAGAUGAAGCGAAAUUAAGUGCAGAGGACUGUGUAAUUUCUACAGCUGUUGAUGAAAUACCAAAUAAUGGUGAUCUUUGUGGCUCGACUAAGAAAAAUUUGGCGGUUAUUACAUCUAAUAGGAAGCUUAGAAGCAGAGGUCGUAGGCCCAAUAGGAUGGUUAGCAGAACAGCAAACACACCUCUGCUUGAUGACCAGGCAGGUGAAACAGAUCCAAGUAAAAUAGUUAACCAACCUGAUAAUUCCGGCUCAAAUGGGCAGGCUGAAAUGAGUAGAACUGUUGACAGUGAUUCUCGAUAUGAAGAAUGCAAUAAGAGUGAUAACGUAAAAGAUGACAAUGUGAUGAUUGAUGAAGUUGGUGAUAUCAAUGAUGAUCAACCUCUAUCAACGUGGUUAAAUGAAUUACCUCCAGUUGGUUCAGAAAGUUCAAGGGCUUUGCCUGUCCAAGACCAAUGUGCUAAUGCAGAAGGCCUGCAUGAUGGUUUCAGAACUCCUCUUCAUAGGAAAGAUGGUCCUGGCAUUGAUUCUAUGGAGAACGACAGUUUACCAUUUGUCAAGUGUUCACCACUUUGGAAAAAUAUUGAUUCUAUGGAAUUAUACAAGACACAGAAGCCCCACUUCUCUCCUCUGGUCAAAUCUAGAGAAGAAAUUCGGGAGGGAUUGGCUAUAGGUGUUCUGGUAAAUUUUUCAAAUCUGGUGGAGAACACGUCAAAGCUACAGUUCUCUUCUGACAUUGCCAUCAUUGAAAGAAGUUUGGAAACUCUUCCGGAGUUCGAAUCUCAUGGCUUUGAUGUUAAGAAAGUUCGAUCAUGCUUGACCCAGUUAUUGUCAAAGAAAAAACAGGCCGAGGAGCUUCAGAAGGAGUACGAAGAUAUCAGAAAUGAGUUGUCUAACAGUGAUUAUGAAGGUAAGCUUGAUGAAGAGAUCAACCAACUGUACCAGAAAUUCAGAGAGAUAGAAAAGAAGCUCGUGGAGGCCAAAUUGAAGAAGGAGACGAGGGAGAAGACGUUAUCAGCAUUGCAAUCAAGACGAGAUGUGGUUGCAAAAACUGUUCAGAGUCUUGAAGCUGAAUUCAUAAAUGUAGCUGGUUCUCUCUAUGGUAAAUGAUAUUUUGCAGUGUACUGUAGAAGUAAUAUUAGGUAAAUCUUAAUCAAGUAAAGGCAGCUGAAACUGCACAGGAAGGUUCAGUUUACUUCUGAACUUAAUUAGCUUUUUGUUGUGUGGAGCUGUCUGUCUUAAUCCUGUAGAAAAUAUUGUUAUCUUAAUGCCCUUUUUUAUACA
Daucus carota subsp. sativus is the source of this 2618-nucleotide messenger RNA. RefSeq names its product DUF724 domain-containing protein 3. Lineage: Eukaryota; Viridiplantae; Streptophyta; Magnoliopsida; Apiales; Apiaceae. Gene Ontology annotation, molecular function: protein binding. The transcript is spliced from 10 exons. The coding region runs from base 165 to 2444 and encodes 759 amino acids. The record is from RefSeq and is a predicted model, not a curated record.